This is a messenger RNA of Erigeron canadensis, 3238 nucleotides long. RefSeq names its product phosphoenolpyruvate carboxylase 2. Gene Ontology annotation, cellular component: apoplast; cytosol; chloroplast. NCBI's taxonomy places the organism in Eukaryota, Viridiplantae, Streptophyta, Magnoliopsida, Asterales, Asteraceae. Bases 106 to 2994 code for a protein of 962 amino acids. The record is from RefSeq and is a predicted model, not a curated record. Gene Ontology annotation, biological process: leaf development; carbon fixation; tricarboxylic acid cycle. Gene Ontology annotation, molecular function: phosphoenolpyruvate carboxylase activity. The transcript has 11 exons.
UUCUCUCCUCCUCUAUAUAUAUAUAUUGCCUUCUCUUCCAUUCUCUGUACUCACACUACUUGUAUACAUAUCGCCCAACUACCAGGAUUAAAAGGGAGAGUGUGAAUGGCAAGUAGUAAUAAGAAUUUAGAGAAAUUAGCAUCAAUAGAUGCACAAUUAAGGCUUUUAGUACCUGGUAAAGUCUCAGAUGAUGAUAAGCUAAUUGAAUAUGAUGCUUUACUUUUGGAUAAAUUUCUUGAUAUUCUUCAAGAUUUACAUGGAGAGGAUCUUAAAGAAACUGUUCAAGAGUGCUACGAGCUUUCUGCUGGGUAUGAAAAUAAUCAUGAUCCUAAAAAGUUGGAGGAGCUUGGAAGUGUGUUGACAAGUUUGGAUCCAGGGGAUUCGAUUGUCAUUGCCAAAGCUUUUUCUCACAUGCUUAACUUGGCCAAUUUGGCUGAAGAGGUUCAGAUUGCUUAUCGUAGAAGGAUUAAACUGAAAAAGGGUGAUUUUGCUGAUGAGGCUAAUGCAACAACGGAAUCUGAUAUUGAAGAGACUUUCAAGAAACUUGUACAUAAGCUUAAAAAGUCCCCUGAAGAAGUGUUUGAUGCACUCAAGAAUCAGACUGUUGAUCUUGUUUUCACUGCUCAUCCAACUCAAUCUGUCCGAAGAUCUUUGCUUCAGAAGCAUGGAAGGAUUCGGGACUGCCUUGCACAGUUAUAUGCCAAAGACAUUACUCCAGAUGAUAAGCAAGAAUUGGACGAGGCUCUACAUCGAGAAAUUCAAGCAGCUUUCCGAACCGAUGAGAUCAGAAGAACCCCUCCAACUCCUCAAGAUGAAAUGAGAGCUGGGAUGAGUUACUUUCAUGAAACAAUCUGGAAGGGUGUUCCUAAAUUCUUACGUCGGGUUGACACUGCUCUUAAGAACAUUGGGAUCAAUGAACGUGUUCCAUAUAAUGCCCCUCUUAUACAAUUUUCUUCAUGGAUGGGGGGUGAUCGCGAUGGUAAUCCGAGGGUAACUCCUGAAGUUACAAGGGAUGUUUGCUUACUUGCCAGAAUGAUGGCUGCAAACAUGUACUUCUCCCAGAUCGAGGAUCUCAUGUUUGAGAUGUCCAUGUGGCGUUGUAGUGAUGAACUCCGUGUCCGGGCUGAAGAACUCCAUAGAUCAUCAUCAAAAAGAGAUGUCAAACACUACAUCGAGUUCUGGAAACAGGUUCCUCCUACUGAACCGUACCGUGUUAUUCUUGGAGAUGUGAGGGACAAAUUGUAUAAUACACGUGAAAGAUCGCGCCAUCUGUUAGCCCAUGAUGUGUCUGACAUUCCAGAAGAGUUGGUCUAUACCAAUGUGGAACAGUUCUUGGAACCUCUUGAGUUAUGCUACAGAUCACUAUGUGCUUGUGGUGAUCGUGUGAUUGCCGAUGGCAGUCUUUUAGAUUUCUUAAGACAAGUGUCCACUUUUGGACUUUCACUUGUGAGACUUGAUAUCCGUCAAGAAUCUGACCGCCACACCGACGUCCUUGAUGCCAUAACUCAACAUUUGGAAAUUGGGUCUUACCGUGAAUGGUCGGAAGAGAAACGCCAAGAAUGGCUUUUAUCUGAGCUAAGUGGAAAACGUCCUUUAUUCGGGAUUGAUCUUCCGAAAACCGAAGAAAUUGCAGAUGUUUUGGACACGUUCCAUGUGUUAGCGGAACUUCCGUCUGAUUGCUUCGGUGCUUACAUUAUCUCCAUGGCUACAUCACCUUCUGACGUGCUUGCAGUUGAGUUGCUUCAACGUGAAUGCCAUGUAAAACAACCGUUACGGGUGGUCCCACUUUUUGAAAAACUUGCAGAUCUCGAUGCAGCUCCUGCUGCAGUGGCCCGUCUUUUUUCGAUUGAGUGGUACAAAAAUCGUAUCAAUGGUAAACAAGAAGUUAUGAUCGGGUACUCGGAUUCCGGAAAAGAUGCGGGAAGGCUUUCUGCUGCAUGGCAGCUUUAUAAGGCGCAAGAACAGCUUAUAGACGUUGCUAAGAAGUUUGGAGUUAAACUCACCAUGUUUCAUGGACGUGGUGGGACCGUUGGGAGAGGAGGUGGGCCCACCCAUCUGGCCAUACUGUCUCAACCACCCGAGACCAUUCAUGGUUCUCUUAGAGUCACGGUUCAGGGUGAGGUUAUAGAGCAAUCAUUUGGUGAAGAACAUUUGUGUUUUAGAACGCUUCAAAGGUUUUGUGCAGCUACCCUUGAGCAUGGGAUGAACCCGCCGAUCUCACCAAGACCUGAGUGGCGUGCUCUUAUGGAUGAGAUAGCAGUUUACGCAACUGAGCAGUACCGUGAAAUUGUCUUUAAGGAACCACGCUUUGUCGAGUACUUCCGCCUUGCCACACCAGAACUGGAGUAUGGGCGAAUGAACAUAGGAAGCCGUCCAUCAAAACGGAAGCCGAGUGGAGGCAUAGAAUCGCUUCGAGCCAUUCCGUGGAUCUUCGCAUGGACUCAAACUAGGUUUCAUCUUCCAGUUUGGCUUGGAUUUGGUGCAGCUUUUAAGCACGCCAUUGAAAAAGACAUCAGGAAUCUUCACAUGCUACAAGAAAUGUACAAGACCUGGCCUUUCUUUAGAGUCACCAUCGAUCUAGUUGAGAUGGUGUUUGCUAAGGGUGAUCCUGGUAUCGCUGCUUUGAAUGACAAGCUCCUGGUCUCUGAAGAUCUAUGGUCGUUUGGUGAAUCUUUAAGAGCAAACUAUGAGGAGACCCAGAAUCUGCUCCUUCAGAUUGCCGGGCACAAGAAGCUUCUUGAGGGUGAUCCAUACUUGAGACAAAGACUUCGUCUACGUGAUUCAUAUAUCACAACCCUGAAUGUAUGCCAAGCUUACACACUGAAGCGGAUCCGUGACCCAAACUUUCACGUGACUUUAAGGCCUCAUAUCACCAAAGAGUAUGCUGAUGAGCUUAUCAAGCUAAACCCGAAGAGUGAGUAUGCCCCUGGUCUGGAGGAUACACUCAUCUUGACCAUGAAGGGUAUUGCUGCAGGAAUGCAAAACACGGGUUAAUAACCAAAAACUUACUUAUGUUUUACCCUUUUGGAUGUUUUUCUUUGUUAUCUACUUGUAAUCUUGAGUUAUUUUGGAUGUUUGCUGAGGGAGAUUUGGGUUGAACCCCUGGUUGUCGAGGACGGUGGUUGCGAAUGUAUGUAGUGUUGAUGUGCAUGGUUGAUAGUGCCCUGUCCACGAAACGGAUGGUUAUUGUAUUGUAUGUUUUUAAUAAGUGGUUCAAUCGAAAUGGUCCUUUCUACUA